Molecule: messenger RNA, 1647 nt
Organism: Enterobius vermicularis (human pinworm)
Lineage: Eukaryota; Metazoa; Nematoda; Chromadorea; Rhabditida; Oxyuridae
Source: the annotation of a GenBank genome assembly
AUGACUAAGAUAACACCUCUGAUUGUGGCUUGUCGUGAGAAUCAUUUCGAAGUUGUCAAACAUUUGCUGAAUGUGAGAAAAAGAAGAUUUGAAGAAGCAGAAGAAAAAAAAGAAGGGAAAAAAGACCCAAAUGGUUAUAAAAGGCAAAUACCUUACAUCUUAAAUCAUACCAGAAGUGUCGCUAUGGUAACGUGCCUAAUAGCCGAUAAAAAUGACGUUAAUGUGCGAGAUAAGGAAGGAAGGACACCGCUUAUUGUUGCAGCUUCAAACGAUUGUCUCGAAAUAGUAAAAUAUUUGAUAAGCAUAAAAGCCAAUGUAAAUGCACUAGAUAAAAAUAUGGUAAGAAGCACUUAUCAAACUAAUCAACAAUUAGACAGUAAAAUAGUAUUGCAACUUAUACUUGAAGCAAAAACUUCAUUGAUUAUCGCAGCUUCGUUUGGUUACCUAGACGUCGUAAAAUAUUUGAUAGAAAGUGGUGCCAAUGCUGAACUGAGCGAUAAAUCGGGGAGGACAGCUUUACACUUCGCAGCCAAGUCUAAUCAUAUGGAAGUUGUUAAAUAUUUGUUGAAAAAAGAAGUUGAAAAAGCUAUUAUAAAUAAACCUGACAGCCACAAAAGGACAGCUUUACGCUUCGCAGCCAAGUCUAAUCAUAUGGAAUUUGUUAAAUAUUUGUUGAAGAAAGAAGCUGAAAAAGCUAUUAUAAAUAAACCUGACAGCCACAAAAUGACACCGCUUAUUGCUGCGAUUUUUGAAAGGCAUAUGGAAAUGGUGAAACUUUUGGUAGAGCAUGGAGCAAACGUUGAUGCAGAAAAUGAAAAGGAGUGUCCACCCCUAAUAUCGGCCUGCUCAGUUAGAUCGCUGAAGAUGGUAAAGUAUUUAGUAAAGAACGGAGCUCUUCGUGAUGUAAAAGACAGCAGCGGGAAAACACCGUUGUGGACAGCAUUUUUGAACGAUGAUAUUAAAGUGAUUCGUUAUUUCCUAAGUCGUGGCAUCGAAGUUGAUGAAAAAGAUCAAAAAAAUUCGAAGACAUUGCUUUGGGCUGCUUGUGAAAAAGGAAACAUGGAAAUGGUACGCUUUUUGGUCAGUAAGAAAGCUGAUGUAAAUACAAUAAACAAAGACAAGAUUCCAGCAUCAUUUGUUGCCUAUUGUAAUGGGUAUGCAGAUAUUGCAAAAUACUUGUUGGAACAAAAAGCCGACGUUAAUGCGAGAGAUAAAGAUGGGAAUACGCUGUUAUUAUACGCUUGCUCUAAAGGUGACAUCAAUUUUGUAAGAGAAGUUGUGGAACGAGGUGCAGAUGUCAAUGCGAGUGGUAAAAAUCAGGUUUUGCCGUCGUAUGUUGCACUGUCAAACGGUCAAACGGAUAUUGUAAAGUAUUUAAUCGACAAUAAAGCCGACGUAAAUGCAAGAAACAAAAAUGGUAAACCGCUGUUAUUCGCCGCAUUAUCGCGGAACAACUCUGAAGUAGCGCAGUACUUAGUUGAACAUAACGCCGACAUAAAUGAACUAGAUGUUGACGGAAAUCAAUUGUUAACUGACAGUUAUACGAGAAUUGACAUUGACGUGUUCAACUACAUAAUGGGAGUUGGUGCAAACGUAAUUGCAGCAAACGAGGAUAGAGUAAUAGUUUUAACAGUCAACAAGUUUUAG